UGGUCAUAUAACUGCUAUGCCUGUGAGUGUGUGAACAGAGUGGACAGCUGAUAAGGUGAUUCCGAAGCAGACCUCUAGUGGUAUUCGAAAACUGCGAUACAUUCUCCUGUAUACAACAAACCUUUGAAGGGUUCAAUUGAAGGACCACCAUGAAGGCCGUUACAGUUACAGUUUUCAUGUUUGUUCUCUGGGCAUUUAGUGCGGGCCAACCGGAGAUCCUGACCAGUAACUUCCUGGACAACUGUUUGACGGUGGUGUUACCGCAAUAUACCCGCAGACUGGAGGACUACGCACUUGAAAGCUUCAACUUGAAGGUGAAAAAGACUGGACUGACGAAUCGUGACCUCAAGGCCGAGUUUCACGACGGCAAGAUGAGCGGUUUGUCCGCACCACCAGGACUUCGAAGGGUAGGCGACUGUGGACCAGUGCGUCAGGGUCUGGACACAAUCUUGGGAUGUUACAUCUCUCUGGAAGGUCUGAAAAUGUCGUACAGUGGUUCUGCCCGAGGAGAGAACUUGGCUGGCACCAAUAGGAGCGUCGACGUUGAAGCGACCUUAGUUCAGUCCAAGGGGUUUAUCGAAUUGCUACGAAAGCCUGGGUCUCCACCCACCUUGAAGUCGUGGACCGUUUUGCCAUUGUCUUUCCGCCUGUCUUUCUCAAGAUCUCUUGACCUGAACAGUGAACGGAAGCACGGUUUCGAAGAACAAGUUAAGAGCAACAUCGAGGUGGCUUCUAUCAGCGUCCUCUACGGGCCACUUCGAGAGGCGCUUGUCACUGCCAUUGAUAAGACUCGACUGCAGUCGCUCUGAUUUUGUGUCGUGCACAAAGGUUGAAAAAAUAAAGGCAACCGUUAUAUG
Molecule: messenger RNA, 857 nt
Organism: Ornithodoros turicata
Lineage: Eukaryota; Metazoa; Arthropoda; Arachnida; Ixodida; Argasidae
Exons: 4
Coding region: 150-809 (219 amino acids)
Source: RefSeq, a predicted model, not a curated record